AUGCCUUCGCCGCCAAAGCCCAGGCCCACCACCUCUCCCACGCGGGAGAGAGCUCCCUACAGAACAUACACAAACUACUCGGAUGUCGAGACGGGCACAUAUUCUAUGCAUUCGCAAGAUUCUUUCGUCCGCCCACCACUGCCACCGGACUCUCCACACUCACGAGCCGACGAUCGAGCCCUUAUAAUGUCCUCGAAGACCUCCGACCUCGGUCGCAAGAAAUCACUGGUCAGGCCAGACAGGAGGAGGCUAGAUAGUAAUGAUCCAAAUUACCACUACAGAAAGCAUGCUCAAAACAUGGAUGUGUUACCCUCCACCACUGGCAACGAUCCCAUGUUAGAGGACGAUGAGCAUCGGACGAUUAGCUCAGAAGGAAGCGGUCUCAAGCCGUUUUCAGACGACAUAAUAGGUGGUCGAGGUCGCACUGCUAAAGCACCUAGAGCUUCGGAUCCUAUAUCGAGAAAAAAGGCUCCAAAAGAUGGCAAAUUGCAGCGAAAGGAUACUCGACCGGUCCUCACCGAUAUCGAGAAGCAGAGACUGAAGGAGCAGGACUUCGCCAAACCCCCAAGUGUAUGGAACAUCUACUGUGCUAUUGUCACCUUCUGGGCUCCUAACCUCCUCCUGAAAUGUUUCGGUAUGCCUGCGAGAGCACAGAGAAGAGCUUGGAGAGAAAAGAUCGGCUUGGUUAGCAUCAUCCUACUCAUCGCUGCCUUUGUCGGCUAUUUGACCUUUGGCUUCACCCAAACAGUAUGCGCAAGGCCUGGGUUGCGACUCGCUAUCAACAAAGUCGACAGAGGAUUUAUGAUCUUCCAUGGUUCAGCCUACAACCUGGCCAAUUCAUAUCAUCCUGCUGCAGAUGGCAUUGCGUUGGACAGUAACGUCCUCUACGACUUGCCACACAAGUAUGGUGGUCAGGAUGGAAGUUUCAUGUUCCAACAAGUCAACGGUGAAUGCAAAGGGUUGAUCAAUAAGGCGCCAAACUCGAACAUACCCUCCAAUAGUGACGGCAGUCUGGCUUGGUAUUUUCCUUGCACUGCUUUUAACCAGGAUGGCUCAGGCGACGCAGACUUUGGCUAUGACAACAUGACAUAUCUGGGCUAUGCUUGCCACACAACUUCCAACGCCCGAAACGCUUUCUACAAUCUUAAGAAGUCUGGUGAAGUAUACUUCACUUGGGAAGAUGUGAAGAACAGCAGUCGCAACCUCAUGGUCUAUGGCAAUUCCGUCAUUGAUCUGGACUUGGUCAGAUGGCUUGAUCCGGCUCAGGUCACAUACCCAUCCGCAUUUGACGACCUCAGAAACAAUAAUUUGACUCGUGGACAGGACACUACCCAUGUCUUCCAGUCAGCCGAAGACAGGCAGAUGGUAAGAUGUCUUGAGCAGACCAUGAGGGUGGGCUCUAUCGAUACCGAGAGUGUUGGCUGCAUCGCCUCGAAAGUCGUGCUCUACGUUUCUCUCUUCUUCAUUCUGGCCAUCGUACUUGUCAAGUUCCUUUUGGCGUUGUUGUUCCAAUGGUUCUUCUCUCGAAAGUAUGCUGCCGCAAAAACGUCACAAACAUCAGAUCCCAAGCAGCGUGCCAAGCAGAUUGAGGAAUGGACACAAGACAUCUACACACCGGCUCCGAAGAUCACUGACCCGAAUAGCACAGUUUCUGGAUCCGACGGUCGAACAAGCAAACGUGCUAGCACUAUGCUGCCUUCCACUUCGCGAUUUACUAGUCCUUAUGCACAUGAUCGCAGGCCUUCUAGACAGCAAUUGACGACUAUGACUACCCAGUCGAGGCCUACUAGCAUGAUGUACAAGGGUGGAUACAAUAUAAGUUCGGCAACACUUGAUCCGUCCGGAGGUCGCAUGAGUGUGGCUGCCAGCAGAUCGAGUUUGAUGUUAGGUGAUCAGCGUCUAUCACAAAUGAUCGACGACAAUGUUGUCAUGAACAGCUUCAUUCAUGCUGAUGUCGUUCCACAGCCUCCACCAGAUUAUCAGCCUUUCGGAUAUCCUCUAUGUCACACCAUGUGUCUUGUCACAGCAUACUCAGAAGGAGAGGAUGGUAUCAGGACAACACUAGACUCGAUUGCUACCACAGACUAUCCAAAUAGCCACAAGGUCAUAAUAGUCAUAUGUGACGGUCUGAUAAAAGGUAAAGGCGAAGCUCUUUCCACUCCAGACAUCGUGCUGGGUAUGAUGGGAGACUUUACGGUCGUGCCUGAAGACGUAGAAGCAUAUUCUUACGUGGCUGUCGCUAGCGGGUCGAAGCGUCACAAUAUGGCCAAGGUUUACUCAGGGUUCUACGACUACGGUGCUAAAUCAAGAAUCGCGCGUGACAAGCAACAGCGCGUACCCAUGGUACUCAUCACCAAAUGCGGCACCCCAGAAGAGCAAGGAAAAUCCAAGCCUGGUAACCGAGGAAAACGUGACAGCCAGAUCAUUCUCAUGUCCUUCUUGCAGAAGGUUAUGUUCGAUGAGCGAAUGACCGAGCUCGAAUUCGAAAUGUUCAAUGGUAUUUGGAAGGUCACCGGCAUGUCUCCCGACUUCUACGAGACUGUACUCAUGGUUGAUGCCGAUACAAAGGUCUUUCCCGACAGUUUGACACAUAUGAUCAGCGCCAUGGUAAAGGAUCCAGAAGUCAUGGGUCUUUGUGGUGAAACCAAGAUUGCGAACAAAAGGGCAAGUUGGGUCUCUAUGAUUCAAGUGUUCGAAUACUUUAUUUCGCACCACUUGUCGAAGUCCUUCGAGUCGGUAUUCGGUGGUGUUACCUGCCUGCCCGGAUGCUUCUGUAUGUAUCGGAUCAAGUCGCCGAAAGGAGGCCAAAACUACUGGGUCCCGAUUCUUGCCAAUCCCGAUGUUGUAGAGCACUACUCUGAGAACGUCGUCGAUACACUUCACAAGAAGAAUCUGUUGCUUCUGGGUGAGGAUCGGUUCCUGUCGACUCUUAUGCUGAAAACAUUCCCGAAGCGAAAGCAAGUCUUUGUACCACAAGCCGUGUGCAAGACGACGGUCCCUGAAGAGUUCUCGGUGCUUCUGUCGCAGCGUCGACGAUGGAUCAACUCCACUGUCCACAAUCUCAUGGAACUGGUUCUCGUCCGAGAUCUGUGCGGCACCUUCUGCUUCAGCAUGCAAUUCGUUGUCUUCAUCGAACUCAUCGGUACUUUGGUCCUUCCUGCGGCUAUCUCAUUCACAGUCUACCUCAUCAUCAUCUCGAUUGUCGCAAAACCAGUUCCAAUCAUUCCAUUGCUCUUGCUAGGACUCAUCCUUGGUUUACCAGCUGUCCUCAUCGUCCUCACUGCCCAUAGAUGGUCCUACGUCCUUUGGAUGAUGAUCUACCUUGUCUCCCUCCCAAUCUGGAACUUCGUCCUCCCAGUCUACGCCUACUGGAAAUUCGACGACUUCAGCUGGGGCGACACACGAAAGACAGCAGGUGACACCAAGGGCGGCCACGGCAUAGAGCUAGAAGGCGAAUUCGACAGCUCCAAGAUCACCAUGAAGCGAUGGGGCGACUUUGAGCAAGAGCGACGACGCACCGGCAUGAACAGCCAAAUGAGCAAUUACCGCCGACCAAGCACGGCCAGCUUACCGCUCAUAAACCUGCGUGGCCAGAGCGUAUCUCCAGCUCCUUAUGUUACUAAUAGGGCUGGCUACGAACCAUAUAGAGACGAGGACUACUAG
Lithohypha guttulata is the source of this 3663-nucleotide messenger RNA. RefSeq names its product Chitin synthase, class 3. The transcript has a single exon. Lineage: Eukaryota; Fungi; Ascomycota; Eurotiomycetes; Chaetothyriales; Trichomeriaceae. Gene Ontology annotation, molecular function: chitin synthase activity. Gene Ontology annotation, cellular component: cell septum; cell periphery. Bases 1 to 3663 code for a protein of 1220 amino acids. The record is from RefSeq and is a predicted model, not a curated record.